Messenger RNA from Trichosporon asahii var. asahii CBS 2479, 1548 nucleotides. RefSeq lists its product as uncharacterized. The record is from RefSeq and is a predicted model, not a curated record. Gene Ontology annotation, cellular component: cytosol. Gene Ontology annotation, biological process: glycolytic process; glucose 6-phosphate metabolic process; gluconeogenesis. Gene Ontology annotation, molecular function: monosaccharide binding; glucose-6-phosphate isomerase activity; carbohydrate derivative binding. The coding region runs from base 1 to 1548 and encodes 515 amino acids. Lineage: Eukaryota; Fungi; Basidiomycota; Tremellomycetes; Trichosporonales; Trichosporonaceae. The transcript is spliced from 5 exons.
AUGGCCACCGGCAAGCUCGCUACAAAAUACUCGUCGUGGCAGAAGCUCGACGAGCUCUACGAGGCCAAGCGUCCGAAGCUCGUGCUCAAGGACCUCUUCGCUGCCGACCCGGAGCGCUUUGCCAAGCACUCGCUGCAGUUCAAGUCGGACAACCCGAAUGUCGACAUCCUCCUCGACUACUCCAAGAAUCUCGUCGAUGAUGAGGUUCUGAAGGCCCUCUUCGCCCUCGCCCGCGAAGCCGAUGUCGAAAAGUACCGCGACGAGAUGUACGCCGGCCAGCACAUCAACACGUCCGAGGACCGCGCAGUGCUUCACAUUGCCCUCAGGAACCCACCUGCCAGCCAGGGUGGAUACACGUUCAAGGAGGAGGGCGCAAACGAUGGUGUUCAUGAAGUGCUCCACCACAUGCAGCAGUUCACCGAGCAGAUUCGUUCCGGCGAGUGGAAGGGAUACACUGGAAAGCCCAUCAAUACCGUCGUCAACAUUGGCAUUGGUGGCUCUGACCUUGGCCCCGUCAUGGUAUCCGAAGCUCUCAAGUUCUACAGCAAGCGCGACAUCGCCAUGCACUUCGUCUCCAACAUUGACGGCACGGAUAUGGCUGAGACCCUCAGGGUCUGCGACCCCGAGACGACUCUGUUCAUUGUGGCUUCCAAGACGUUCACCACUCAGGAGACUAUCACCAACGCCGAGACCGCAAAGGAGUGGUUCUUGAAGUCGGCCAAGGACAAGGCCGCUGUCGCCAAGCACUUCGUCGCUCUUUCCACCAACACUGCUGCUGUGACGGCCUUCGGCAUCGAUGAGGCCAACAUGUUCCAGUUCUGGGAUUGGGUCGGUGGUCGCUACUCCCUCUGGUCGGCCAUCGGACUCUCGAUUUGCAUCAGCAUCGGAUACAACAACUUCCACGAGCUUCUCAGCGGUGCGCACGCCAUGGACGAGCACUUUAAGAACACCAAGCUGGAGGAGAAUCUGCCCGUCAUCCUGGCGCUCAUCGGCGUCUGGUACAACGACUUCUACAGUGCCGAGACGCAGGCGCUGCUGCCCUAUGACCAGUACCUGCAUAAGUUCGCAGACUACUUCCAGCAGGGUGACAUGGAGUCCAACGGCAAGUCGGUGACCAAGGACGGCUCACGCGUGAACUACCAGACGGGACCCAUCAUCUGGGGCCAAAGCGGAACCAACGGGCAGCAUGCUUUCUACCAGUUGAUCCACCAGGGAACCAAGCUCAUUCCUUGGGCUCUUGCGUUUGGCAAGACCGAGGAGCAGGUCAUCAAGGAGCUCGGCCCGAAGGCCUCGCAGAACAGUGCUCUCGUGAAGUCCAAGAUUUUCGAGGGCAACCGCCCCACCAACUCGAUCAUGUUCCAGAAACUCACCCCGGGGACCCUCGGAGCUCUUAUCGCCAUGUAUGAGCACAAGAUUCAUGUCCAGGGCGCGAUCUGGGGCAUCAACUCCUACGACCAGAUGGGCGUUGAGUUGGGCAAGGCCAUUCUGAAGCAGCUCCCCAAUGAAAAGGAUGUCACUGGACACGACAGCUCCACUCACCGCAAGUAA